This is a messenger RNA of Pieris macdunnoughi, 294 nucleotides long. The record is from the annotation of a GenBank genome assembly. Lineage: Eukaryota; Metazoa; Arthropoda; Insecta; Lepidoptera; Pieridae.
AUGUACCUGCGUUCCCCUACAUUGCUUCAAUUCCCUGAACCCAAAGGGGAUAUGACUGACGCUAGACAUCCAGUUUGGUGGUCAGAAAACGGGCGAGCCAUACCCACUAACGCAUUCCUCGGGUGCUUCCGCCCGAAAGCGACAGAAGAUACAUUCUACUGGGACUCGACAAUUGUCCAUUUUGUAAGGAUUGUGCUGAUUAAUAAAGCUCGGAAGGUCCUUGGGGCGAUUACAAGCUUCUGGAACAGAUUGCCCACGGAUUGGUUUUCCGUAGCAUUGAUGUUGAAUAUGUAA